Molecule: messenger RNA, 1973 nt
Organism: Stomoxys calcitrans (stable fly)
Lineage: Eukaryota; Metazoa; Arthropoda; Insecta; Diptera; Muscidae
Gene: TTLL1A
Product: polyglutamylase complex subunit TTLL1
Exons: 4
Coding region: 554-1873 (439 amino acids)
Biological process (GO): protein polyglutamylation; microtubule cytoskeleton organization
Cellular component (GO): cilium
Molecular function (GO): tubulin binding; ATP binding; tubulin-glutamic acid ligase activity
Source: RefSeq, a predicted model, not a curated record
UUUUCGAUUUUCGUCACUGACAAAUGUUUACUGAGAAGCAACAAUCUCUCUGUAAUUUCCUAGGCAACCGAAAUUGAUGUUACAUUGGUUGCCGCGUUGACGACGUUCAACAAAUGAAAGCAAGCAAAAGUUGAAAUUAAGAAUUGGAAUUGCAUUUGGAUUUGUUUGGGUUUGACGUUUGGUGGAGGAGUUCCAUAAAUGCCACAACUGUAUAUGCAAAGGCACUGAGGAGGAUUUGUGUGUUGUGGUGUGUGUGUGUGAUUCUGUUGAUUCUUGUGUUGUUAUGCCAUUCGAUGGAUGUAUUGUAGUUGCUGCCACCAAAGACACAAAUAAAACUUUUCACUUUUCGCAACAACGAAAACGAACGUCAUCAGCCAUAAAUUGGAGAAAUUAAGCAAGGCGGCGAAGUGAAGAAAGAAAGAAAAUUGAGACACAAACUUUAAGUAAAAGUGCGAUUAAAAAACGGAAGUUUUAAAAACAUAUUUGCCACGCAGACCCCCACACGAAUGAAACAGUAGAAAACAAAGAAAGGAAAGGGUUUCCUCCUUGGACUAUGACGCAAGAAUCUGUUCGUAGGUCAAAUGCCAGCUAUUCCAACAUGUAUGGCAGAGUCAACAACAAUAUGGCCCAUGAACGCAUGAAGGUGUACUUCUGCACCGACUUGGAUAAAUCAGUGCUGGUGAAUAAUUUUGAAAAGCGAGGCUGGAGCCAGGUCAGUGCCGAUGAUGAUUGGAAUUUCUAUUGGGCCGGAGUGCAGACAUGCCGCAACAUUUUCAGUGUGGACAGUGGCUAUCGCAUGAAUGACAAUCAAAUGAUCAAUCACUUCCCCAAUCACUAUGAGUUGUCGCGCAAGGACUUGCUGGUGAAGAAUAUCAAAAGAUAUCGCAAGGAUUUGGAACGUGAUGGCAAUGCUUUGGCCGAAAAGUCCGAUGGCAGCUGGUCCGGAGGCACUCGUUAUUUAUAUUUGGAUUUUAUACCGGUGACAUUUGUACUCCCCGCCGAUUACAAUAUGUUUGUGGAGGAGUAUCGCAAGAAUCCUCAGAGCACCUGGAUCAUGAAGCCAUGUGGCAAAUCUCAAGGUGCUGGCAUUUUUCUUAUCAAUAAAUUGUCAAAGUUGAAGAAAUGGUCGCGAGAGGCCAAAGGAGCCUUCCAUCCGCAGAUAGCCAAGGAGAGCUAUGUCAUCUCUCGUUACAUUGAUAAUCCUUUAUUGAUUGGUGGCAAGAAAUUCGAUUUGCGUUUAUAUGUCUUGGUCACCUCAUUUCGUCCUCUCAAGGCUUAUCUUUUCAAACAGGGCUUUUGUCGUUUUUGCACAGUGAAAUAUGAUACCAGCAUGACGGAGUUGGAUAAUAUGUAUGUGCAUUUGACCAAUGUCAGUGUGCAAAAGCAUGGGGGUGAAUACAAUUCCCUGCAUGGUGGCAAGUGGUCCGUCCAAAACUUGGCCCUCUACCUAGAGGGCACACGUGGCAAAGAAGUAACCGAUCGUCUGUUUGGUGCAAUAUCCUGGCUCAUAGUUCAUUCCCUGCGUGCUGUGGCUCCUGUUAUGGCCAGUGAUCGUCAUUGUUUCGAAUGUUAUGGCUAUGACAUUAUCAUCGAUAAUAAUUUGAAACCAUGGCUGGUGGAAGUGAAUGCAUCACCUUCUCUGACUUCGACAACAGUGACAGAUCGCAUUUUGAAAUAUAAAUUAAUAGAUAACAUAUUGUCCGUUGUCCUGCCACCAGAUGGUGUGCCAGAUGUUCGCUGGAAUAAAAUUCCCAGUGCUGAUGCCUUGGGAAAUUUUGAUCUGUUAAUCGAUGAGGAAUUGGCCGCCCAGGAGGAAGCCCAAAACAGUCAACAAAAUAAAAAUUCCAAAUCUAUGGGCAAUAGAUGGAAGUAGAGCUGAGUCGAUUAUAGAUAUGAAAUGUUAUAUUUAAAUUUUGUUUUUCAGAUACAAGUGCAAUUUAGUUUGUAAUAAAAAUUUAUUUAGAGAAAUUCGA